Molecule: messenger RNA, 741 nt
Organism: Rotaria sp. Silwood1
Lineage: Eukaryota; Metazoa; Rotifera; Eurotatoria; Philodinida; Philodinidae
Source: the annotation of a GenBank genome assembly
AUGUUUAUUACGAGUACGACACAAACAUUUAGUCAAUCACUUGAAUUAAUUCGUGAUUCCACUUAUGUCAAUGGACUUUCUUCAGGCCACUUGACCAAUUUCUUUCCUUUAAUUCUUCCCUCAACAAACAGUGAAAAUAUCACCCAAUAUGUCUAUGCAGCAGGAUCAAUCAUUUAUGUACAUGAUAUAUAUCAUUGCUCAUGUGGUGAAACUCCUUUAUGCACAGUACCAAUUUAUGCCGAUGAAAAUGAUUCAUUCGUGGUACCGGGAAUGCGCACUGGAUGUUUCAUCAUUGAAGCUCUUUUACAAUCGAAUCUUAUCUGUUUCUACAAUCAAUCAUGUAUUGAAACACUGAAACAUAUCAUUAAUCCUAGUAUUGAACUGAAUACAACAGCACUCGAUAAAUCUUUACCCAGUCUAUUUGCGGUCGAUGCAACACUUGGUAGUAUUGUUGCUAAAUUAAUGGUUGAAGAAUGGAUUAAUACAACAUCACACAAGGCAUACUAUGAUCGAUGUCAACCAAUCACAUGUACUUAUUCAUAUGUAGACAAAAACAGAUGGUUUGUUGUGAUCACCACUGUUAUUGGAUUGAUUGGAGGUUUACAAAUAAUCCUGAGAAUGAUUUUACCUCUUCUCAUUGAAUGGAUUCGAUCACCUCGAAAUGUGGAUCAAGGUAAGCUAAAUCAGAAUCGUUGUUUACAGAAAACCUUGUAUUUGGAAUUACAAACUCGCAUUCAGUAA